Molecule: messenger RNA, 465 nt
Organism: Pestalotiopsis fici W106-1
Lineage: Eukaryota; Fungi; Ascomycota; Sordariomycetes; Amphisphaeriales; Sporocadaceae
Exons: 3
Coding region: 1-465 (154 amino acids)
Biological process (GO): protein polyubiquitination; proteasome-mediated ubiquitin-dependent protein catabolic process
Cellular component (GO): nucleus
Molecular function (GO): ubiquitin conjugating enzyme activity
Source: RefSeq, a predicted model, not a curated record
AUGUCCGGGCUCGGGGCAAAGAGACUCGGCAAGGAGCUCUCCAAGAUCUCUGCUAGCCUGCCACCCGGAAUCACGCUUGUUGCCGCCGAGAACCUCGAGGAGUGGCAGCUCGACAUACAAGUCCUUGACUCCAAUCCCCUCUACGCAGGGGAAACAUACAGACUCAAGUUCAAGUUCUCCCAAUCCUACCCUAUCGAACCGCCAGAAGUCACCUUUCACAAGACAGACAGCCGUCCCAUACCGAUGCACCCGCACAUAUACUCAAACGGCAUCAUUUGUCUCGACCUCCUUGGAAGUCAAGGCUGGAGCCCGGUGCAAAAUGUUGAGAGCGUCUGCAUGAGCAUACAGUCCAUGCUGACGAGUAACACAAAGAACGAGCGGCCACCUGGCGACGAAGAAUUCGUGCGUGGCAACAGAUUACGGCCUAGAGAUAUCGCAUUCAUGUACCACGACAACACGGUCUAA